CUCCGUGAAGAAAACCCUACUCGAUAUUCCGUGAACAAAACCCUACUCGGUAUUUGCCGUGUUUUCAGGAUCGGCAACUCUUUCAAGUUCUCAGUUCCAUUCCUUGGUUCGACACAGGGUUUUCCAGCGCUGAAGAUGAGGACGCGAAAGACGGACUCCCCUAAAUCUGGCCCUGGGAAGAAGGCGGCGCAAGCUAAGAAGGAGUUGGCCGCUGUGGAGAAAACCCCGGAAUCGACACAAAAAUCCGCGCUGAAGCCGACACCGAAAACAUCGGGGACGAAGGGGGCCAGGGGUAAGCAGUCGGCAACGAAAGCUGCAGCGGCUGCCGAGGUUGUCGAUGCCUCUAAGGCCAACGCGGUGGUUGCUGCUGCUGUCACUGACUCUGAAGUUGACGCUAAAGAAAUGGAGACUUCUGUGGAAGUUCCGGAGAAAUCACUUGAGAAAAAGGUCCGUGCCAAAGCGAAGUCACCGCUGAGUGGGAAGUUAGCCGAUUCUUCCUUCCCCAAAGAGAAGGAAACUAUGGAAGAACCUGUUGCUAAAAUAGAAGGGGAAGAGAUUAAGGAAAAUGCUAAGGAGGGGCUGCAGUUUGGCACUACUGCUAUUUUGCAGGAAGAGUUGCCAAGGCUUGAUGUUACCUCUGAUAAGAAGUAUGAGGAAGAGGAUUUAGUGAUUUCUGUGGUAGGGCCAGAGAUUGAACAGAUGGAUUCUAAAACUGAUGCAGAUGAAGCACUUGAGGAGGCUGUUAUAGAGAUCAAACUAGAAAGUAGUAUAACAAAAAAUGAUGAGCUUGAAGCUAUUCCAGAAGUAAAUGAUGUAAAUACGACUUACCCACAUGUCAAAGGUGGUACACGUAUUAGUGAAGGUCAAAAUGACGAAUCAGAUGGUAGAAGUGAAAAGAACGCUUAUGAGGACCAGCAGAUGGAUGAAGCAAUAGGGCGGGAUAACUUAAGGGGAACUGGUGAGGAGUUUCCAUCAGUAGAGGCAGGAGAAGGUGAAGUUGAAGGAGAGGGUGUGGAAGGUGUGAGGGAUGAUGAAGAAGGCCCCAAGCUUGAGGAGGAGGAGAAGAUUCAAAUUUCUGAUAUGGCCAAAGCAAGAAAGAUGAAAAAGGAACAGGAGAUUUUUGUUGGAGGUCUGGAUCGGGAUGCUGUGGAGGAUGAUUUGAGGAAGGCAUUUGAAAAGGUUGGUGAAGUUGUUGAGGUGCGGUUGCACAAAGACUUUGCUACCAACAAAAACAAGGGCUUUGCUUUUGUUAAGUUUGCUAGCAAGGAACAGGUAGCCCGUGCUCUUGAACAGAUGAAAAACCCUUUGAUACGUGGAAAGCGCUGCGGCAUUGCGCCUAGUGAAGAUAAUGACACUCUCUUCUUAGGGAAUAUUUGCAAUACUUGGACUAAAGACGCAGUAAAGCGCAAGCUAAAGGACUAUGGCAUAGAUUCAGUUGAGAGUAUAACACUGGUUGCAGACACACAAAAUGAAGGAUUGAGCAGGGGCUUUGCCUUCCUUGAAUUUGCUUGCCAUGCAGAUGCAAUGGCUGCUUACAAAAGGCUCCAGAAGCCAGAUGUGAUUUUUGGCCAUGCUGAAAGGACAGCAAAAGUAGCUUUUGGUGAGCCACUACGAGAACCUGACCCAGAAGUCAUGGCACAGGUGAAAUCAGUGUUUAUUGACGGGCUACCACCAUAUUGGGAUGAGGAUCAGGUGAAGGAGCAUUUUAAAAGUUUUGGAGAGAUUGAACGGGUGGUCCUUGCCCGGAACAUGUCUACUGCCAAACGGAAGGAUUUUGGGUUUGUAAACUUCACUAACCAUGAAGCAGCUGUAGCAUGUGUUGAGGGUAUUAAUGACUCUGAAUUGGGUGAUGGAAAAUCUAAGAUGAAAGCUAGAGCUAGGCUUGCAAAUCCUCUCCCAAAAACUCAGGCUGUAAAGGGUGGCAUGAGUGGUGGGUUUCGCAUUGGGCAUAAUGGAAUUGGAGUUUACUCUAGAUUUGGUAGGGGCUUUGUUAGGGGCAGGUUUCCUUCCAACAGGGCUGGGUUUCAGGGCAGCAGGGGUUUUUAUCCACGCGGACGUGGUAGGGGUGGGAGGUUUUCUAGUGCAUCUGUUGACAAUGAAAUGCCUUCUGAAUUUCAUGGCUGGAGGCCUUAUGGAGUUCAAGGUGGCAGAAGAGGUUCUACUUCUGGAAGGCUUGGUGCUUUUGAUAGAGGUCGUGGCAGAGGAUUUCCAUCUAGAAGGCCACCUUACUCCCAAGAAGGGGAUUUUAGUGGACAUUUUGGUGCUGCGCAAUUUGGUGAAGAUCCUUACUUCUAUGGUGGAGGACGUGGCCUUAAGCGUCCUUUUUCUAUGUUGGAGCACGAUCCUAGUUAUCUCGCUACUAACAGACUACGCCCUCGCUAUGAUCUUCCAGACCCACUGUCUGCUGGUCCACGCUAUCGAGACUCUCUGGGGACGUCUGGUUUAUAUUCACGUGAUUACUAUGGUUCAGAUUUUGGUGGUAGCUCUUAUUCAUCAUUCUAUGGAGGCGAGCCUUCUGGAGGUGGUUAUUUUUAUUAGAUGAUCUGAAGAUUCGGAGUUUGUUGUCACAUGAAAAGGGAUUAUGAGGGGCUUCUUCAACGUCAAAAACAUCACUAUUGUUGAUUUCCAUGCUUUUUUAUUAUCAUCUUUGAGACUCAUUCUACCAUGAAUAUGCUAGUGUCAGUUAGUACCAGGUUAUUUAUUUAUGAGUGACUUAGGGUUCCAAUUAUAAUUUUGAUGUCUGGUAUAGGGCUUUUAACAUUAUAUGAUGACUUUGAUUGGAAUUAGAACUUUUACAUAAAGUUUUUGGGUUUGUAAUUUUGAGGUCAAUCAACCAUAAGAUGACAUAUAUGUGGUUUCUUUAUGAUAUUUUGUUGGAUAACUUAUGCUAUACAAUAACAUUGACAUGAUGAUGUUCAUUUAACUCUGUAGUUGAUUAUGGGGCGGUGCAUGAAAAUUGCAUCUAGAUUGGUGAGUUCCUCGUCAUUUACUGAGGUGAUACAUUUGAUACAGGGAAUUAUUAUUUUAUGCUUCUGUAAGGACAAAUAGUAGGGAGAUUUCAAUAUUUUAUAGUUGUUCUGAGAAGGAAGUAUAAGAUCAAUAUCAUUGGCAGUUGAAGCCUUUCACCAAUAAGGCUUUUAUGCAUGUAAAGCCAUUGUGAUAGCUGUUGUGACUUUUAAGUUGGCUUAAUUUUUUGAAGGCCAUUAUACGUGCACAGUUAUUAUUUGAACAUUUGGAUGACCUAUGCUAUUUGCUGUAAAUUGGAGUUUUUAUCAGGCUUCCCAAAGAUAAAAUCUGCAUGUAACGUGGAAUAUCUCAAAGAUAAAAUCUGUAUGUAACGUGGAAUAUCUGGUGAUGACCCUUCUUAAUUCAGGUUUACCUGGCACUUUGUCACUGUGCUUUGUUGUUGGAGCUAGAAAUACAAUUUGUUCUAUUGACAUUACAAUAUCAUUGUAUUUUGGACUGUUUUUGAUGGAGAAAUAGGACUUUAUUUUAGGGUUUUGACCACCAUGCAGUACAAAUGCUCUGUACAAACUUUUACGGGAAGGCAGUUCAUUGAUGAGCUAUGCUAUCUUUUUAUUGACUUGUCAUGGGUUAAACAUGUUGAUGAGUACGUUUAAUUUUCCUGUUUUCAUUUGACGGGAUAAUUUUUUAAUCAAGGUCAACCUUUAUACUGGUUGGAUUUUUUUUCCCAUUUGGCUAUGUACAAAAAUUUAUUUCUUUUCCCAAGCAUUUACC
This is a messenger RNA of Phalaenopsis equestris, 3738 nucleotides long. RefSeq names its product nucleolin-like. The record is from RefSeq and is a predicted model, not a curated record. Lineage: Eukaryota; Viridiplantae; Streptophyta; Magnoliopsida; Asparagales; Orchidaceae. Gene Ontology annotation, molecular function: mRNA binding. The coding region runs from base 136 to 2538 and encodes 800 amino acids. The transcript is spliced from 13 exons. Gene Ontology annotation, cellular component: nucleus.